Messenger RNA from Dipodomys spectabilis (banner-tailed kangaroo rat), 6427 nucleotides. It is a transcript of the gene Cpeb3, whose product is annotated as cytoplasmic polyadenylation element binding protein 3. NCBI's taxonomy places the organism in Eukaryota, Metazoa, Chordata, Mammalia, Rodentia, Heteromyidae. Gene Ontology annotation, cellular component: cytoplasm; neuron projection; nucleus. Gene Ontology annotation, biological process: negative regulation of cytoplasmic translation. The record is from RefSeq and is a predicted model, not a curated record. The transcript is spliced from 10 exons. Gene Ontology annotation, molecular function: mRNA 3'-UTR binding; ribosome binding; mRNA regulatory element binding translation repressor activity. The coding region runs from base 650 to 2761 and encodes 703 amino acids.
UUAAAAUGUCAAAAAUUUGAUUAAAAUCUAUUUGUACCUGACCUCCAAGGAUAGUAUCAUAUUUAGUAUUAAGCUAUCUUUCAGUCUACAUUAAGUAUCUCUUUUAAGUAAGGUCAGAGUUUAAGUAAAAUUCCUCAGUAGUCCUCCCUCCCUUCAUCAGUCUUCCUCACCCCAGUCUCUUUCUUUCAGUGGGGUUCCUAUUGCUUACUACUACUCAGCCAUCACUAUUGUAAUGCCAUUUAAGGUAGCUCUGCUGGGUGUAUUCAUUCUGUCCCACAAUCCAGUUUCUCUUUUAACCUGGUUUCCUAAAUGAAGUUGACAAACCAGUUUAUUUUUCCUCCAUUUCAACCACUCCUGAUUUAGGCUGGUUAUGAGGAUAUAAUGUAAUCUGGGCACAACCUCUUCCCCUAGCAAUCUGUAUUUGCAGGGCUUCCUCCUUUCCCAGCUGAACGUGCUCAAGUGGGCAGAGAACCUUGUGGAGGACUUCAGCCCCCACAGUUCCCUGUUUGCGCAUGCCCUCUCAUCUUACAGUUGUCAAAGUGCUUUUGCCAGAGCGGUCACAUAAUCAACCUGAAAGAAGAAAAUAAAUACUGUACACGUUAAAUUUUUAUCGAUCCUUAAAAACUGGACACUCAAAGCUGCGCAAACCAUGCAGGAUGAUUUACUGAUGGACAAAAGCAAAACCCAGCCCCAGCAACAGCAGCGGCAGCAGCAGCAGCCCCAGCCCGAGCCCAGCGCAGCCGAAGCCCCGUCCACGCCCCUCUCCUCAGAGACCCCCAAGCCGGAGGACAGUAGCGCAGUGCCGGUCCUGAGCCCCGCCGCGGCCCCACCGGCUCCCAACGGCCCGGACAAGAUGCAGAUGGAGUCGCCGCUCCUGCCGGGCUUGAGUUUCCAUCAGCCCCCUCAACAGCCGCCGCCACCCCAGGAGCCCGCGGCCCCGGGCGCGUCGCUGUCUCCGUCCUUCGGCAGCACCUGGUCCACGGGCACGACGAACGCGGUGGAGGACAGCUUCUUCCAGGGGAUCACCCCCGUCAACGGGACCAUGCUCUUCCAGAACUUCCCGCACCACGUCAACCCAGUCUUCGGAGGCACCUUCUCCCCGCAGAUCGGCCUGGCGCAGACCCAGCACCACCAGCAGCCGCCGCCGCCGCCGGCGCCGCAGCCGGCGCAGCCUCCCCAGGCGCAGCCCCCGCCGCAGCGCCGGUCGCCCGCCAGCCCCAGCCAGGCGCCCUACGCGCAGAGGAGCGCCGCCGCCGCCGCCUACGGCCACCAGCCCAUCAUGACCAGCAAACCGUCCUCGUCCUCGGCCGCCGCCGCCGCCGCCGCCGCCGCGGCCGCCGCCUCGUCCGCUUCGUCCAGCUGGAGCACGCACCAAAGCGUGAAUGCAGCCUGGAGCGCUCCGUCCAACCCGUGGGGCGGCCUGCAGGCGGGCCGGGACCCUCGCCGGGCGGUGGGUGUGGGCGUGGGCGUGGGCGUGGGGGUACCCUCCCCGCUUAACCCCAUCUCGCCGCUCAAAAAGCCCUUCUCCAGCAAUGUGAUCGCGCCCCCCAAGUUCCCUCGUGCGGCCCCGCUCACCUCCAAGUCCUGGAUGGAGGAUAACGCUUUCCGGACCGAUAAUGGUAACAAUCUGUUGCCAUUUCAGGACCGGAGUAGGCCCUAUGACACUUUUAACUUGCACUCGUUGGAGAACUCCUUAAUGGAUAUGAUAAGGACUGAUCAUGAGCCUCUGAAAGGUAAACACUACCCUCCCAGUGGCCCACCAAUGAGUUUCGCUGAUAUAAUGUGGAGGAAUCAUUUUGCAGGACGUAUGGGAAUAAAUUUCCAUCAUCCUGGAACAGAUAAUAUAAUGGCACUCAACAGUCGAUCCUCUCUCUUCCCCUUUGAAGACGCCUUUUUGGACGACAGCCAUGGUGAUCAGGCCUUGUCAUCUGGCUUAAGUUCUCCCACUCGUUGUCAAAAUGGGGAACGAGUAGAACGCUACUCGAGAAAGGUGUUUGUUGGAGGUCUUCCUCCUGACAUUGAUGAAGAUGAGAUCACUGCCAGCUUUCGCAGGUUUGGACCUCUCGUGGUAGACUGGCCUCACAAAGCAGAAAGCAAGUCCUAUUUUCCUCCUAAAGGCUAUGCCUUUCUACUGUUCCAGGAGGAGAGCUCAGUGCAAGCUCUGAUAGAUGCCUGCCUAGAAGAAGAUGGGAAGCUAUACCUGUGUGUGUCAAGCCCCACUAUCAAGGAUAAACCGGUGCAAAUUCGACCAUGGAACCUAAGUGACAGUGACUUUGUAAUGGAUGGUUCUCAGCCUUUGGACCCCAGAAAAACUAUCUUUGUUGGGGGAGUUCCACGACCCCUUCGAGCUGUUGAACUGGCAAUGAUCAUGGACCGUUUGUAUGGUGGUGUUUGCUAUGCUGGCAUUGAUACGGACCCAGAGCUGAAGUACCCCAAAGGUGCUGGCCGCGUGGCGUUCUCCAAUCAGCAGAGUUACAUUGCAGCCAUCAGUGCACGCUUUGUGCAACUUCAACACAAUGACAUUGACAAACGGGUGGAAGUGAAGCCGUACGUGCUGGAUGAUCAGAUGUGUGACGAGUGCCAGGGCACGCGCUGCGGCGGGAAGUUCGCCCCGUUCUUCUGUGCCAACGUCACCUGUCUGCAGUAUUACUGCGAAUACUGCUGGGCCAGCAUACAUUCCCGUGCCGGGCGCGAGUUCCACAAACCGUUGGUGAAGGAGGGAGGCGACCGUCCUCGGCAUGUCCCGUUCCGCUGGAGCUGAGCCCCGGGCCAACCCAGCCACAAGUACUGGAGUAGAUAACAAGGAGGGGAAAGAGAGGGCACUGCCUCAGGGCUUACAGUGUUCUGGAAAUCUGUGCAUUUGUUCUCGAUUUUUAAAGAAGAAAUGGGUCUUUUAUUAUUAUUAUUAAUUAUUAUUAUUACUAUUAUUUACAGUCAUAUUACUGAACUCAGUGUCCAGUAUAAUGCAAUGUUGCAGAGUGUAUAACGGUACUGAUUUGCACUUUGAUUCACACCUUCGUCUGCUUGAUACCUUAAUUUUCUUACACCUGAUUUGUCACUUUUGACAGUGCGUAGACUGCCAUUCUCAUCAGUGGCCAUUAGACUGAUGUCUGUGACUUUCAUUUGUUGUUGUUGUUGUGUUGUUGUUGUUGUUGUUCUGGUUGUUUUUAAACUGGAGCAUGCACUUAUUUUCAGAAACUUGGAGAGUCGCCCCUAGGACAAGACUUACCAAAGGUAACACUCAUGAGUUAGGUGGCAGAUGUAGCAAAAUUUCCCAAUUCAGCAUUCGCUAGUGGGGGUCAUUUAGAGUAGGGGUAGCCCUUAAUGGAAAUCAGCCUUUAGUUGCUCUGUAUUUUGAGUUGUAAGGAUACCUCAUAAGCUGGAUCUUUCUUUUUUACUUCAUGUUUGACUUUUUUGUUUUGUUUUGUUUUGCUGAGGACUUCGGUUAGAUCUUUUAAUGUUAUGUAAAUUUAUGCUGCAAUAGCUUUUGCUGCUAUUAAAAAUGGUAUUGUCAAUACCAUAAUACUCUAUUUGGGCUAAGGUAUCAAUUACAAACAAAAACCCAACAACACACUUUUGUGAUUUAGGGAUAGAAUCAGCUGCCAAAAGGGGAUCAGAAUGGACUUGAGAAAGCUUCGAUGGAAGGUCACUAUUUCUGACUGCAUGUUUAUUUAAUCAGGUUGCUGCAUGCAAUAAAUUUUAUAUCCAAUGUCUAGUAUAAAACCUUCCCACAAUGCACAAAUUAAUAAUCUAUAUAAGCUAUGAACUACUCAUUUUUUUAAAAGGAGAUUUUUUUUCAUUCAAAGAGUUGGUAAUGGAGGGGAGGAAGGCAUGCCUCAGACAAUGAAAUGCUGAGUAAGAGGAGCCCAUAACAGAAUGACUUAUAUUACAACCAAUAGAAAAUCUAGGUGUAGGAUAUUCUUAAAGCAAAUUCGUGGACGGUAGAUGAAGUACUUUGCGGUGCUCUGUUAUAUAUUGUGCAAUUUAUUUUAUAUAGUAAAGUGAUUAUGUCUAACUGUGAUCAAACUUAACUGUUUAAAGCCUCUGUGUCAGACAUUAAUGAACUUGACAGUUCCUAACUGGUAUAUUAUUAAGUAACACAUGAGCUCUUAGUUACGAUCUCCUAGUGCUUGUACCAUUUUACAUAGCUCCAGACCUUGUCCAGAAAACCAAAGAGCUCAUCUUAGCUUACAAACACUAAGAAUAUAUACAGUAUCUAGAGAUAAGUUGUCAGAUUGACAAACUAGGCACACAUCUUUAAAGAAGUUGUGUAAUGGUGAUGCUAAAGAAAUGUCUGUACACAACCAGAUGGCCUGGGUAGAGCUGGCUGUCUGGUAAGAAAUUAACUACUUAGUUCCCUGGAUGUAUCCUGUAAAGCUUGAAUAGAAUUAAGCCCUGCUAGUACUACCGUGGGCAUUUUUUUAGCAUUCACUCUUGGGCUGCAGAUAGUAACAUAUAAACACACACAAUGAUUGCGAGAGUAUGUAAAUCUUUUUUGAUAUUCUUCCUAUGUUUUGGAAUUCUGGGGACAAUCUGACUGGAUAUGACGCUGCAGAGUAGAUGCGAGUCACUGUGUUCUUCAUGCCGUGACGUCCUUGUACUGUCUGAAGUUAGUAUUGUUGAUUUCCGUUCUGUUCUUCCUCCAGUGUUUAGUUGCAAUUACUGGCUCUCAACCUAUAGUUUUGUUUUCAAAAAGACAAAACAAAAUAGUAGUAGUAGUAGUUGUUGUUUACUGGAUUAAAAAUGCUUCUUAGAUCCCUCCCCUUUUGAGGUUGCCUCUGGGCUUUUUGGUAAUAUUUGCUUUUUUUUUUUUUUUUUUUUUUCAGCCCAGGUAUGGUUUUGUUUGUUGUUGCUGCUGUUGUUUUCUAUGUUUGUGGGUUUUGUUUUGUUUUUUUCAUCUGCACAAGAAAUUUUGUUAUGCACUACUACUUUUUGUAUUUUAGACUGUUUUCAAGUUGGCUGAAGAUUUUUUUGUUUGUUUUUAAGGAAAAUGGCAUGCUUUCUGACUGACAUGAUCUUUUGCAAUACCUCAAUUUUGAAAUAUAGGAAAGAAAAUGAUAUUUUCUAAGUAAGUUUAUUCAGAAAAAUAUAUAUUAAUUUAAUUCUGCAAGAAAAUGAUUUAACAGAUGGGUAACUUUAUUUUUUUCAUGAUUAUUUGUGUUUUUUGAAAAUGAAGACGUUAGAGCUUUAUAACUAUAAUAUUAAAGAUCAUAUCUAACCUACAGAAUCUACCUAAUUAUGUGAAGGAAGCAAAUCUUUUUGAAGAAGCUCCCCUCUUUCAUGUACUAAAAUAACACUGAGAUUUUUUAAAAGAAAAAUUUAAGCUGGAAGAUUGUACAGCAUAAAGCUGAAGUGAUGGAAAGAAAAAAAAAUGGUCAAGAAGACUAGGUUACAAAAAUCAACUCCAUUUGGUGCUGGAAGUGGCGGAUAGAUGGUGGAAACUAUUUUCCCUUCAUUUGUAUAUUUCUAAUCAAGCGUUGAUUGUGCACGACUGACCAGGAUUGUGAAAGAGUUCUUCUGUUUGUAUUUUUUUAAAGAGAACUUUUUUAGUUUAUUAAAUUAUAACAUGUUCCCUUUUGUUUUGUAAAUAAAUGUGCCCCCCCAAGUUCUUAAUGUUAUAUUAAGAGAGGGUCCUUCAAAAAAAAUUAUUUUUUAAAACACAGAGGUGUUUCUGACCUGCAGCUUGGCUGGGGAGCCCCCGGUGACACAGGUCCUAUGUGGCCUUUCUUUGAUGUGACACUUGAACUAGUGGGUUUUUUGAAGGCUAUAAUCUAACCUCGACUAUUUGUUGUUAUGUGCAAUACUGUUUGUACUGUUUGUAUAAAAAAUAGAAAAAAAAAGAAAAGAAAAAAGGCAUAAAUCUUUAUUGCAGAUUUAUUUUCAUUGCAAACUUUAGACAUUGUGAUUCACUGAAAUCAUUUUUCUACUGUCAAAUAUGUACCUUUUCUUCAUGCUGGUAUUUUUUCAAUAGUAAUGUAGCCUUUGUACUGAGACAAAUUUUCAUUGUUAUUUUUAGAAAGAUUUUUUGCUAAGAGAAAAAUUAAACAUAUUUACAUAUUUUUCAUUUUAUUUCGUAUUUUCUUUAAAGGAGUGCUUUCUCAAUCAUUAAUAGAGUUGUUUCUGGGAGGGACUUUCAUAUCUGGUCAAUGUCAUAAUAUUAUUUUGUAUUUUUACUUGGAAUAAAUUAAUUUUAUGAUGCUAAUUCUUUAAAAGUUUAUUUUUUUCAUUUUCAGUUAUUUUUGAAGCUAAAACCUUUGUAAUAUUGUUACUAAAGUGUCUAGUUUUUUGAAAUGCAAAGCUUUAUGUAUUAACUUUCUGAACGUGGUUUACAGUAGCGUGACGAUGGUGAGCAUGCUUGGUUAUGUAAAGUGACUGGAAAUGUACUGCAUACUUGGGUAAUAAAAUGACAGAGUGAGCAGAACGUGAA